AUGUGCACCCGAUUCACACACAUCUACACAUGCGGCCACUACACAACCUCCACAGUCACGUGCGCAAACUCAAGAACCGCAAACGGCAAGUGCUCUGUAUAUAAAGAGAAAGAGCUCGACCACGAAUACGAAUGCGACGACUGCGAAGAGGAGGAGGCCGCGAAACAGGCUGCAUCAUCAUAG
Molecule: messenger RNA, 183 nt
Organism: Morchella sextelata
Lineage: Eukaryota; Fungi; Ascomycota; Pezizomycetes; Pezizales; Morchellaceae
Exons: 1
Coding region: 1-183 (60 amino acids)
Source: RefSeq, a predicted model, not a curated record